This is a messenger RNA of Talaromyces amestolkiae, 855 nucleotides long. RefSeq lists its product as uncharacterized. Bases 1 to 855 code for a protein of 284 amino acids. The transcript has a single exon. NCBI's taxonomy places the organism in Eukaryota, Fungi, Ascomycota, Eurotiomycetes, Eurotiales, Trichocomaceae. The record is from RefSeq and is a predicted model, not a curated record.
AUGUUGAUGCAAUCCGCCCUCUCCUGCGACACCAGGAAGUUCCUGAGCCAGCCGCACUAUCGCGGCCUGUCGCCAACGCCGCCACCUUCGAGCGACGGCAUCAGCGGUAGUCUACUCGGUGUCAGUCGCAAACUGCAAAGUCUACUGAACGUCUCUCCUGGCCCUACUCCGUCGACUCCCCCUCGAUCCGUGCGCCUCGCCAGCCCGUUUCAUCAAGAGAUCAAGACCAAGCCCAAGACACGAUCGCGCAAGACCACACCAAAGAUCAACACACCUAGAUCUAGCGCAUCCAGAUCCAGUCCCUCACGAGCCACCACACCUACAGUCAGCAGAGCAAAGACGCCAACCGCGCCGCCUCGCAUUCGCAAGCGCAGUCGCAGUGUCUACGAAGAUGGGGAAAGCGAACAUGAAAUGCCCGGCGUUCGACGACAGCGCGAUGGAUACACAACCCCAAAGCGCAUGCGACAUUUCCCCUAUCACAUGCCUUUGGGAUUGGGUAUAGCCGAUUUCGAAACAUUAAACAACCCGCCUAAACAAGAAUCCAACCCAGAAGCACUUCCACAGAUCAUCAUCCCGUCAAUAGAAAUCGAAGACACCGACACCAACACUACCGCAAACACCGACAACGAUAAAACAGACUGGACAGCCGAAGAAGACGAACAGCUAGUCGAAAUGGUCCUCGAGAAAUUCCGACUGACCAAACGCGACUGGCAAGAAUGCGCUCGUCGCAUUGGCAAAGAUGACGCCAGCGUCGGCAAGCGCUGGCAAGCGCUUCUCGGAGAAGGCAACAUUGGUCUUCGGCGAGGGUCAGGGCAGUUUGUUCGUGGUCGACUAGACGGGUGUUUUCAGCCAUAA